Neoarius graeffei (lesser salmon catfish) is the source of this 2108-nucleotide messenger RNA. RefSeq names its product leucine rich adaptor protein 1-like. The record is from RefSeq and is a predicted model, not a curated record. Bases 299 to 874 code for a protein of 191 amino acids. Lineage: Eukaryota; Metazoa; Chordata; Actinopteri; Siluriformes; Ariidae. Gene Ontology annotation, biological process: positive regulation of canonical NF-kappaB signal transduction. The transcript is spliced from 2 exons.
GAGACAGCGCGCACGCGGAGAGUUCCUGUCUUUAUAAGCGCCCGACCAUCUGCUAAAAGGCUCGUGUUGGUUCCUGUAGCUGAACUGGAACCUUUUUAACCCAAACACACAAACAGUGCGGCGUUACAUGUGGAAAUGUUCCGACUGCAGAGCUGAUACCGGGUUGGUUUAGACAAACAGGAAUCCGGAAAGGAGAUCCCUUUGAAGUGCAACCGGAUCCGAGGCUGGUGAUUUAUUAAUUAUUCACAUUGGGCUGUCAGGUCUCUGUGGCAGAGGAGUGUUUGGUGUUUCUUUGGCUAUGGAGGAGGACAGCACUGUUCCGGAUUUCAGGGACAUCGAGGUGAAACUGGGCCGGAAAGUACCGGAGAGCUUGGCCCGGUCCAUUACGCACAGAGCAAAACCAGUGGAGUCCAGUAGAGUUCAGGGUCAAUGCCCCAGCUCUGAGCUUCAACAGCUGGAGAGCAAGAUGCUGUUCCUCAAACAGGAAAUGGCCCAUCUCCGUGCCAUCGAUGUUAAACUGAUGCAGCAGCUCCUUUCCAUCAACGAAGGCAUCGAGUCUAUCCGCUGGGUGAUUGAGGAGCGAGGGAGCAUGGCCAGCCAGGGGAGCAGUAUAAACAGCAGCCUGUAUAGCCUCUCGGACAGCCAGGACACGUCUCUUCAUGGGAGCUUCAGCAGCCUCCAAGACAGGACGGACGAACUGGACGGAAUUUCAGUCGGCAGUUACCUCGACACGCUAGGAGAGGACGUGGAAUAUUCAUCCCCCAAUGACCAAUCCGAUAACUUCAAUGACCAAUCCUUCAUCGAGGAUGAGACUUUCAGUAAAUCUCCACUUCGACCCAGAGUGGACACGGACGAAUACUACUGUUUUGGAUAACGCUAACCUACACUGCAAAGGAUUAUGGGGCAUCUUGGGCUGCCGGUCCUGAUUCAGUUGGUCAUUUUAAUGAAAAGUUUUCAGUUCAGAAGUAACGCCUGGGGUUGUGUGGGGGGGUUGGUGUCAGCAGUCCAAGCUUAACGUUAGCUGUUAGCAUGUGCUGCUACUGCUGAUAAAGAAAUGUCACUGUGAUUCUGUUCAUGGGUCAUCACAUUUUAAUUGGCUGACCUAAAGUUUCUCCGUGAACUAAAGAUCCAGAUCACUGCUCUACAGCAGCAUUUGCUACAUGGCUCUUUCUUCUAAAGCACAACAUUUCCAGGGAGUAAAGUUGUAUGUCAUGCAAAAAGUUCUUAAUUUCUCAAUAAUUGGUCCAAUUGCAUCAGCAUUUAGGUCCAGGGAUUAAUCCUGCUAGCUUUCCUUCAGCAAGUGUUAUUGACAUGAGCAUAGACAUUACGUUACUUUAGUUUAAAAUGGACCCAAAAUGGGCAUUUCUGACCCUGAAAUCAGAAUUUCACUGACCAUAAAGUGCAACUAAAUAGUUAUGCAUUAACAAAUGCUUGAAUAUUGAAACUCAUUCAUAUUCACAUCACACCUUCUGUAACGCGAGUUCCUGCACAGAAUGGUGAAGUUCUCAAGUUACACAGAUGUGAAUGAUGAAUAAAAUCUUCACACACGCCUUUGGGAUUAGCAUGUACAGUAGCAUGAAAGUGCAGCUAAUGUCUCUUAUAUGGUGUAUGUCCAUGUUGUUGCAGUUUUUUGGUCAGCGAGGCUUUGAAAAAAAUGUGGAUUCUGAAGUGCAAUUUCUGCUAAAUUAUCCAGUGGGGGGGGGAACUAUUCCUCAUAGGUUUAAAGUUCAAGACUGAAUUAUUGUCCCUACCUGUGUCUGUAAAAUACCUAGUCUGUAUUUUAAUGACUUAUUGAACUGUCAGCGCUUUUUUUUUUUUUUUUUUCUCCCCUCUUUUAAAUAUAAGGACCUUUUGAAACCUUCCUUGUCCAGGGUUGUUUUGUUGUUGUUGUUUGUACUGUAUACUCUAUGAGAAGCCCACUAAAGACAUAACAGAGUCAUGUGGUUAAUUUUAUACCUGGACUUGUGUGUCUGAGUGUGUUGUGUGAGAUUUUAUACAUUUCUGUUGUACUGUAAAAUAUCCAAAUCAGUUGCUCCUAAUUUAUUACUGUACCAUUUUAAAAUUGUAUUUUGUGGUGAAGAUGGUAUAAUAUAUUGUUUUUUCAUGAA